Molecule: messenger RNA, 141 nt
Organism: Dentiscutata erythropus
Lineage: Eukaryota; Fungi; Glomeromycota; Glomeromycetes; Diversisporales; Gigasporaceae
Source: the annotation of a GenBank genome assembly
AUGGUCGGCGUUAUAGCAACUCCAAUAGAAGAUAAAGUUUCUGAGAAUAAUAAUGUCUUGGAUAAAAGAUACACUUACGGGGAUAUUUGCUGGGUCGGAAGUUAUGAAAAUGCACCCUGCUAUCCGAAUUGCGGCAGUUAG